Molecule: messenger RNA, 700 nt
Organism: Drosophila ficusphila
Lineage: Eukaryota; Metazoa; Arthropoda; Insecta; Diptera; Drosophilidae
Gene: Cisd2
Product: CDGSH iron-sulfur domain-containing protein 2 homolog
Exons: 3
Coding region: 88-489 (133 amino acids)
Biological process (GO): regulation of autophagy
Cellular component (GO): mitochondrial outer membrane; intracellular membrane-bounded organelle
Molecular function (GO): 2 iron, 2 sulfur cluster binding
Source: RefSeq, a predicted model, not a curated record
CCACAACUAGCCGAUAGCAACAACAAAAACGGGUUUUCAGACUCGCUAUUUAUUUAACUAACCAGUCAAAUACAAAAAAAAUUUGAAAUGGAGCCCAUAUCACAAAUUGUAAAAUCCACUUUACCCAACUAUCUUUCAAAUCUGCCGAUUCCUGACAGUUUCGGCGGCUGGUUUAAGCUCUCCUUCAAGGACUGGUUGGCCCUGAUCCCACCAACUGUUGUGGUGGCUGGAAUCGGAUAUACCGGAUACCUGGCCUUUUGUCCGGCGGCAAAGGCCAAUUGUGCGGCCAAAAACAGUGGACGCUGCAAUAACCAAAUCCGAAAACACGAACCGAAGGUGGUGGACAUGAUCGAUGUGGAGGACAUUGCGGAGAAGGCAGCCUUCUGUCGGUGCUGGAAGACCAAGAACUGGCCCUACUGCGAUGGCAGCCAUGGCGAGCACAACAAGCUCACCGGCGACAACGUUGGACCAGUUGUGGUGAAGAAGUAGAUUCCAGAGGUUUAUCGACAUACAACACAACUAGCAUUUCCUUGUUUAAAUUCUCUCCGAGCUUCUGUUUGCUUUUAAAACCAGGUUUUAUGGUUGAAUUUUCUUCGAAAUACUUCUACGCUGUCAGAACCCCUUGUAAUAGUAAGCAAUGAUUGAUGAUAUUGAUGGAUUAAGUUAAAAGGAGCCAAUAAAAUUGCCCAAAAAUAUUGAA